Molecule: messenger RNA, 319 nt
Organism: Paramecium primaurelia
Lineage: Eukaryota; Ciliophora; Oligohymenophorea; Peniculida; Parameciidae
Source: the annotation of a GenBank genome assembly
AUGUCAUAUUAUCAAAUCACACUUAGAACUAUUCCAAUUUCACCAAAAAGACAUCAGAAAAUUAAGAGUCAUGAGAAGUAAUUGAAAACAAUAUAUAUGAAGUAUAUAAGGGGGAAAAUAUCAUAAGAUUCUUAGGAUGAUGAAGCAAUGGAUUAGAGGGUGGAGGAGGAACAAGUCAAUUAAAAAAAAACAAAAUAUCAUCCAAUAAACAGAUAUAAUAUUGGAGCACGAAAAAAUUAUUGUUAACAAAUUCAAAUCAAAAAAUCUAUUGUUCAGAUAGGAAUAACCUUAAUAGUGGAUAUUGACGCUAUUAAUUUGA